This is a messenger RNA of Periophthalmus magnuspinnatus, 1245 nucleotides long. Its product is annotated as regulator of G-protein signaling 8-like. Bases 83 to 487 code for a protein of 134 amino acids. The transcript is spliced from 4 exons. The record is from RefSeq and is a predicted model, not a curated record. Lineage: Eukaryota; Metazoa; Chordata; Actinopteri; Gobiiformes; Gobiidae.
CAUGCUCCUACACAGGCACAGUCAGCUGAGUUCACACGAGAGCCUGCUUUGAAACAACGUCUACGGCAGCAGGACUCAUGACAUGGCUCCGGUGGACAUCGUGAGUUGGGCUGAGUCGUUGGAUCAGCUCUUGCAGUGUAAAACAGGCCUGUUGGUGUUUGAGGAGUACCUGAGGAGCGAGUACAGCGAGGAGAACCUGCUAUUUUACCUGGACUGUGAGGCGUUCAGGAGUCUGCCCCCAGAGUCCGACAGAACAGCAGCAGCACGAAGGAUUUAUAGAGAAUUUGUGGCCAUUGGAGCUCCACGACAGAUAAACAUCAACUGUGUAACACGGGCAGAGAUCAGGGCCAGUCUCUCAGACCCAGGACCAGACUGUUUCAGCUCAGCACAGAGGAGAGUGCACUCUCUGAUGGCACAAGACUCCUACCCACGCUUCCUCAAAUCUCCGGUUUACCAGGCACUCCGGCUGACUGCCACCAGCACGUGAGAGCUGCAGGACUGUGGCAUAGUCGAUAACACUGUCACCUCACAGCAAGAAGGUCCUGUUCGAUUCUCAGACCACAUAGGGACAUUUUGUGUGGAGUUUGCACGUUCAUUUUUGCCGAAUACUCUGCUUUUCCCAAUCAAUGAAAAUAUGCAUAAUCCUCCACCUUAGUACUCCUGACCAAGAUCCUAAAUCAGUAUCUGGAAAUGGGUCCCUGGGUUCUGGUUUAGCCCCAGAGACUCUGACGGAUGUAUCAAAGAGUACAUAUUUCCUUUGGUCAAAGAGUACACAUUUGUGUGCAGCACACCUAAAAGUAUUCUCUAGGCCUGUCACAAUAAUUACUAUAUCGACUUAUUGUUCAAUAUAUGUGAGAUGGAAAAAUCAUUUUUGGGGACCAACACUCAUCAUGUGUUUUUUACCAGAUCAUGCAAUUUAGUUAGUUUUUUUUUUAUAAUCCUGUUUUAGGGCUAUUGUGUCAGUGGCAUACAUUUGUUUCAAUGUUAUUGUUUAUCAUCUAUUUUCUAAUUAUAUUUUCUUCAGCAAUAUAUAAAUUCUGUUAUCAUGAGUAACCUCUAAAAAAGAAAAAUUGUACUGUUUUAUAAAAAAAAAGCGAUAUGGAAAAGUGCCUUUGUCUUGGUAGAGCACCUGCCCCUCUAAAUGUCGACGCAUGUUGCUUUGUGAGUAAUAUGGAAUCUGUUUUGUGUAUGUCUAUUCCAUGUCAUUAAACUAAUGGAGAUGAGCAGGUGGCACCACCACCAGGU